UUGCAGCAGCCAGUAUCUACAUCAUCCGGCUGGCAGCUGCGGGACAGACGUGCCAGACGGUUACAACAAUGGAAAAUACACUACAGUUAUUGGUGAUGCAUCUUGUGAUUGGGCUUCUUGUCUUCUCAUCCGCUGCCAAUGCAUGUAAUAUAUCGGCUAUAAACGAAACAGAAGCAUGCCAAAGUGCAGGAGGUAUAAACAUGAUGGACCUGUGCAAGCCAACAUUCAAUGUCUAUGCUUGUGCAAAGUCCUCAGAACUCAGCAGCCUCCCCGAUGACUUCCUUGUGACUUUGUCUGGCUGUUAUAACAAUGAGACAAUAAUGGCUCUAGAUCCUGCGUACGCAGCCUUGCUCUUCUCCAAACUGGAUGCCAACAAAGCCAAAGUGGUGGUGUCCUCUCUCAAUGCCCAGAUGGCCAAGCUAAAUCCAAGAUGGAGCUCGUUUUUGAUGACGGGGGCCCAGUCGCUUGUGUUGAAAGCACUCGAUUCAAACAGUUCUUCAAACUGGACUCAGCCGUUUACACAAUCCCUUCAGCCGCUCCUUGCUAUGGCCAACGAGACCAUAUUUAAGUGUCUCCAGUCCCAGAAUGCCACAUGUGGAAGAUUCCAAAGACUGGUAAGAGGUGUCAGUUUGGAAUUCAACAACAUGCCAGUUUCUAGGAGGCAAGAACUGUAUCCUGCCAUCAAGUCGUUCCUCAUUAACUGGAAAAACGUAACAGGCUCGGCCUGCGCCGCGAACGUCAACAGCAGCGUGUGGCUCGUGGAGAAUUUCGGGAGCUUCUCACAGUUGGGGGAUAUAAACGAGUUUACGGCUCUUAAUGCUAAUUUUAGUGUUGUAGAGGUCCUGCCUAUCCUGUCUAUACCACAGCUGGUCAAGAUCACUAUAGAAUCAGACGCCCUAAAUAAUUCGGCGAUGCACGGACUUAUCCUGCACACCCUUCAGGAUAAAAAUGGCGUAUAUAACUUCCUGGUGAACCUGAAUGCCGUCGUUGAUGCUCAAAAUAAGACUUUACCGUCCCCGGCUCUAUCUCAGGCGCUCCUCAACAAGACCAUCCAAGUUUUCAUCUCUAACAUCACAACCUUUAACAGUACGGAAUGGUCCCAAUUUUUCCAGAAUCAGACAGCCUUUAUUUUGCCUGCAAUCACCUUGGAACAGCUGGCCCUCGUUCCACCGAACAGCUCCUGCAACUUUUUCCAAAAUGUAAUUAAAGGUUUGGGCUCUCAAUAUUCAAACAUGAAGCCAGACAACAGAGCACAUUUAUAUAAAUCAUUCAUAAAACCUCGUCUCUCCAAAGAAAAUUGUGCCAUUAACGCCACCACCAGCACAUGGAUCAAUCUGAAUUUGGGAAAUUUUUCUCAGUUGGCAUCUUACCAGGACUUGGCGUCUUUAAACCCUAACUUUAAUGCCUUGGAGGCGUUAUCCGUCCUCACCUUGCCACAAGUGGCGAGUUUCAGCGUGGCAUCGGCUUCACUUAACUCGACCGCCUCCAGUCUCAUUGUGGGGAAGUUGCAGAAUAAAACCGACGUGUACAAUUUUCUGUCUGACCUGAAUGCCGCCGUUGCCGCUAACAAUAUGAGUUCCGUGUCCCCGGCUCUAUCUCAGACCCUCUUCAAUAAAACCUUGCAAGUCCUUGGCAGUGACAUCGACUCCUUCAACAGCACGGAAUGGUCCCAUUUAUUCCAAGUUCAGCUGAGUUCUGUUCUUCCGGAGAUCACUGAGGGGCAACUCAACCUCAUUCCAAAGAACAUCUCAUGCAACUCCUACCAGGCCAUACUAAAAACCAUGGAGGUUAAUCGCCCACAGAUCAAGAAUCAAGGAGUAGUCUAUACAUCUUUAAUCAAACCGUAUCUCGCCCAGAAAGGAAACAUAAUAACCUGCUAUAACAGCAGUGACGUCAACGCCUCGGCUUGGUUUGUCAACAACAUGGGAUCGUUUUUCACUUACACAAAUGAACAAGACCUGUCUCUUUUUGCUAAUGCAUCUGAGCAACAACUCUUUGCCAACAAUCCAUCUUUUGUUCAACUUGCAAGUCAACUCACCUUCCGCAAGGACACGGCUUUUUAUUAUACCUCUCUGCUGACGUCCAGUCCCAACUUCAACCUGUCCAGCAUCCCUGAUAAGUUCCUGUGCUACCUAAACCCAGCAGCUCUUAAAAAGCUAAAUUCUAAAGAUGCUCUCAAGGUGACCAAAAUCAUCAACAAGGAAUGCCGCAAUGUACCCCCGGGCCAAGUUGUGUCGGCCCCGUCAGCUGAGGAUCUCCAGGUUGCAGUGUCUCUCGUCAGCAAACUGGACGACUUCUCUUCGCAAACCAUUAAUGAAUUGAAUCAAUCAGCCGUGGGGCUGUCUCCGUCUCAGAUCAAUAAAAUUAGUGACAAGGAUUUGAAAGACAGUCUACCAACGCUUAGUAAAGUGAGCGGAUGGACUAACGGUCAAUCCCGAUCUAUCGUGAACAAGCUCUUACAGGCCAACUUCCAGAUCAAGGAACUUGAAUCCCUCGGCAGUUUAGUAAAUGGAUUACCGAGCCAAAAACUGCAAUCUCUGGAUUCACAAAUUAUUGUGAACGCCCUGAAAGAUCCCCAGUUUGUAACCCAGAUCUCCAGCGCACCGCCUGUCCUCAAAAGUGUGUUUGCUAAGCAGAUUGUGGCUGCCAAUUCCAAUACAGCCAGCCUUGUCAAAAAUGUCCCAGCCAGCUUGGCCAGUUACAUCCCCAAAUCCUCGUUAGUCUUCAAAUCAGAGGCGCCUGUCUUACAAGACCUGUACGAGAAAGCAUGGACUUCAGACCAAGCAGCCAUGUUUUUUGACAAAGUAGUGGCUUCUGAAACCAACUUCACCAAGAUUUCACCUUCAGUCUUGCAAGGUUUCUCUUGUUCUAUCCCAAAACUCAAUGAAACCCAAAUCAAGUCACUGGCUAAGGCUAUGAAAACCCAGAAUGCCCCAUUAGGAGAAGACCAGCUGAGCUGUCUCACCAGACAAGUCAUGAAGAACGUUACCCAGUCGGAUCUGGACACGUACCCCAAAGAAGUCCUAAUGUUUAUUAGCCCUAAGAAUUACUCCGGAACCUGUAAAAACUACUUUACCAACGUCGGCAUGGCCAACAUCAGCAUUCUUCAAAAAGAUUCCAAAAUACGCACCAACUUGCUGGCGGAAUCUUUAUCCUGUAUGAACGUCACCAACGCCACGCUCACCGACGAGACCGUAACUGUGCUGGGUCAGCUGGUUUGCGACUUGAACGCAACCUAUAUCGAGAACUGCUCCGACGCCUUACUGGUGCAGUUAUCCAAGUGCAAAUCCUUCAGCGCCGAGCAAGAAAAAGCCAUCCAAGCCGUCCUGCUCAAGGGGAACUCUACAUUUGGGCCACCAUCGAAAUGGUCAAAAACCAUACUCAAAAAUCUAGGAAGUCUGAACGGGAUAUUGAACAAGGACAUUUUAACAAAAAUUCCCAACGGUGACUUCACGUCUUGGAUGAAGGAAGCCGUGGAAACGUCAAGCCUAUCAAGGAACCAGUUUUCCGCCAUCGUGAAGAACCUAAAGACCGGGGCAAGAACAGCACGGAGCACCGCUGCUUGUGAGGCCGGCAAGCAAAUCACAGCCGACAACAUCAAGGACCCCCUCCUCCCCCUGUAUUAUACUGCCGCUCAAUUAGAAGCCUGUUUGAAUUACACACUUUUGGCAGAUUUCCUCCCGGACCUCAGCAGUAAACCCUUCACGGAGGAACAGCUCCAAGUCCUGAAGAACAAGUUGGACCAGCUCUACCCUGGAGGUUAUCCUGAAAGCGUGAUCCCUGACUUGGAUGCCAUCGCCUUUCUCUGCGGGGAAGCGGACAUUAAGAAAUGGAAUAUAACUUCGGUGGACACGCUAAGCCGUUUACUGGCCACGGGACCGGCAAAUACUCUGGCUACACUAUAUAUUGGCAAAUAUGUCGACUCAGCCAAAAAUAUCAGUUCUGGAGCCUUGGAGGCCAUUGGCAGUAAAUACGUCUGCCUUCUGAGCAGCUCCCAGCUGAACCUUAUCACCCCAGAAGCAAUCCGUGGAUCCCAAGCACUGGACAUAUCCGCUUGUAACCAGACCACGAAGGACGCUUUGUAUGUUACGGCCAAAGCAGCUUAUGCGAACAUGACAGAUAAUGCAGCCAUCUACUACGGCCUUAUAAAGCCCUAUCUAGGCGGGGCCCCACCUGCAGAUCUGAAGGCUUUAGCUCUUAAAUCAGUUAACAUGGACAUCGGGACAUUUAUCAAGUUAAAACCAAGCUCGAUAAUGAACUUAACAGUGGAUGAUGUGAAAGGGUUACUUGGUAGUAAUGUUGAAGACCUGAAGAACCAGGAGACCAAUACAGUAGUGAACGCAUGGAUCAGGGCACAGAAGCAGUCCGACCUAGACAGGCUCGGCCUAGGGCUUACAGGUGGUGUCAGGGAAUCUCUGACUACGCAGAGCGUUACCAUAAAGACAAGUAAGUCUAUUCAUUUGUUCAUGUACACUAUUUGGGUUGCCUAAAAUCAAACAGCAUCUUUUAGUAAUAAGUCAAACUGUACAGAAGAGUUAUUGCAGGAAAAUAUCUUUAAAACAUAGAAUUUGCCCCAUUCGGCCCCCGUCCAGUCACCGGUUUUUCCUGAAGUAGAGACUCAAACCUUAAUCAGUCGGUGGUCUCGUCUUAGAUUCAGGAGCCAUAUGCCUAUCCCACGCUUGGGUGGCUGUUCCACUUAUCUACCACCGCCUCGGGUGGUACCUCUAACUUCACAUUAAGAGGAAACCGA
Spea bombifrons (plains spadefoot toad) is the source of this 4750-nucleotide messenger RNA. RefSeq lists its product as uncharacterized. The coding region runs from base 69 to 4490 and encodes 1473 amino acids. The record is from RefSeq and is a predicted model, not a curated record. Gene Ontology annotation, biological process: cell-matrix adhesion. Gene Ontology annotation, cellular component: cell surface. NCBI's taxonomy places the organism in Eukaryota, Metazoa, Chordata, Amphibia, Anura, Pelobatidae. The transcript has 36 exons.